CCACCAAAACUCAAAUUCUGCUUUAACUGGAGCACUCUAUGAUGGAAGAGCAUUUCCUAAAAUCUAAAGGAACAUCACUUCUCUGUCCAUCCAAAGUGACAGAAACACCACAUAGAGAGCCGCUUGUUUAUAUCUCCUCCACAGUAGAUGGUAAUAUCAUAUGUGUAGGCCAAGAUGGAUUGGUUUCUACUUGGACCAGAAAUUUAAAGUUGAAGAAAAGUUCUCUUAUACUUGAUGAAAAUGAAAACAAACUGCAAAAUCGGAAGAUGAAGUGGGUUUCUGACUCCAUUUUAAUGCCUCAUUAUAACAAGCUAAUUAUUGGGACCUGUGACAGAGAGAUACGUCUGUAUGAGCUCUCCACCAUGGGACUGUAUUGCCAAAUUAUUGGCCUUGAAACAAUGCCUCUGUGUUUGGACUAUAGUAUUCGAGGAGAAGGUGAAUGUGUGAUAUCAUUUGGUGAUGAACAGGGCUGUGUUAAUAUCCUAUUGAUCAGUUCUGUGGCAGAUUCACUGAGGAAUUGGACAAAAUGUCCAGCUGUGGAAGAAAUUCCCACAGUUUCCAUAGAUGCUUUUAAGGACUGGGAAAAUAUUACCUUCAUUCGUUGGAAGGUUCAUAAUGACUGGGUGACAAAGAUCAAAUAUAUCCAUUCUGUGGAAUCCAUCAUAUCUAGUUCAAAUGAUGAUAGUACUGCACUGGUGAUAGGUUGUGUUAAUAGAACCAAAAAUGUGAAGCAUCGCUUGAAAACUCUGAUGGGUUCCAGGAGUGGCAGUCAGAACAAAUUUCCCAUACCAGCUGGUGCUUCUCCACGGAAGCGAUUUCAGUGUGAUGAGUCUGUUUUUAAAGUGUACAAAGGAGUCAAGACUUUUGACUAUUGCAGAGAAAAUAAUCUUCUUGUGACUGGUGGUUUGGACCGGAAUAUUCGUCUUUGGAACCCUUACAUCCCUGGAUGGGCUGUUGGCAUUCUGCGAGGACACACAUCUCCAAUUGGCUUCCUAAGCAUUGUUCACGGCAGCACAAAGAUUUUAUCAGUGUCUCUGGACAGCACAAUCAAGGUAUGGGAUAUGGAAGUCUACUCCUGCCUCCUCACAAUCAUACCCAACAUCACUCAGAUCAGAGGAGAGAUGGAAGUUUGCUAUUUUUCUGCUGACCUGCAGUCUCUCUAUGUGGCAGCUGAGACUUUUGCUCUCCUGCAAUUACAGAAUAAGAGAAAUCAGAUCCAUGAUUCAGGCAUGUCCCAUAAUGAACCAGUCUUUUGCUGCCAGUAUAACAAGCGCUUCCAGCAGGUGGUCAGCUGCUCAGAAGGGUCUGUUAUAAAAGUAUGGGAUCUGAAAAAUGGGCAGCUAGUGAUGAAAAUGUGUGAAGCCCAUGGAGAAACAGCUGUAACAUGCAUGGCUUUAGAUGCAAGUGGGAAGAGGAUGAUCACUGGUGGAAGAGAUGGCAGUCUGAAAAAAUGGGAUAGCUGCACUCUCAAUUGCACGCACACCCUUAAAGAAGCUACCAGUGCAACUGAUGAAGUCCUUGCAUGCACAUAUGCUGAUAUUUACAGCAACAGGUACAUCAUAUCUGUUGGUUGGGGCAGGAAGAUCAAUAUUUUUCCUGAGCUUAAUGAUGAAAUGCCUGAAGGAUCAAGUACACAGCCAGAGUGGACUGAAAGUGUGGGGACAGGUCACAAGGAUGAUAUUUUGUGUGUAGCUUCCUGCCCUCCGCAUUUCUUGGCCACUUCUAGUUUUGACGGUGAAGUUCUCAUAUGGAAUCUUGUAUCAGGACAUCUCUGCAGCCGCCUAAGUGCUGUAAGCAGGGCAGCUUUGGAAGGAGGAAAAGAGGAUUUAACCAUCAAUAAAAUCAUUUUCGUCUUACCAAGGAUGGAAAGAAAGAAAACAGCAGCAACGCUAGUGGCCAGUGGACCCAAAGGAUAUGUUACAUUCUGGAAUAUAUUUGGACAAGGGAAACUACUUGCUUAUUUCUCUAGUUCAAAGGAGAAAACUACCAUCAGCGAUAUGGCAGUCAGUAACAAUUACUUCCUCUUGUGUGCAGGAGACCAGCAGGGGUAUAUCUAUAUUUGGAACAUUUCUGAAUAUGCUGCCCAUGGGCCAGAGGACAAACCACCACUUUUGCUGCAGAACUGGAGAGCUCAUGACUGCACUGUUACAAGUGUGGCCUUCAUGAAUGACUACCACCUUCUCCUCACUUCAUCCUUGGACUGUAGUGUGAAACUGUGGAGUCUGGAAGGGGAAUACAUAGGGAUGUUUGGUCAAAAAGAACCAUGGAACAUAGAAGAGAAGUCAUCGUGGAAACAAUUUGACCCUAACAUUAGCUCAGCCAAUGACUCCAAUGACUUUAGACAGGAAUUUCUCCAAGCAAAUAGUUUUGCCUCCAACUGGGAGUUCAAGAAAAUGAUGCAGGAUACCACUGCUUUGAAGCCAGUAGGAAAUGAUGAGAUUUCUGAAGAAAUGAAGCAAGGACAGAAAGUAAGACUUCAGCCCAGACAAAAAAAGUGCCAAUACAAACCUAUCCAACAAUAUGGCAGCAGAACCAUGAGUACCUAUCAUACUCUCCCACUGUGUGAGUUAGCCAACGUGUCAACUGUAUUCCACAAACCAAAUCUGGCUGCGGAACUUGAAGACCCAUUUCAUACAGACAUUUAACAGCUUCUUCAACAGUGAGCUGGAGUGCUGUUUUCAAGGAUCCAAACUGCUUUCUCAAAUUCAAGAUGAGUGAAAAAAGUAGAGCCUUAAAAGGCACUGCUAUCCUGUACUGUCUGAAGCACUUUGAGUACUAUCACAGAUUAGCUAAAUUGUCAUCAUUAAUCCCAGCAGCAGCUAAUUUCAUAAAGAGUUAUGUAGAAUUAAAUCACACCUGCAAGCCAACCUGUAGCCAGUGGUAAUAAAGAACUCUCACGUGGCCAUGACUUGUGAUUCAAGAAUUAGAUUUAAAUAUUUAUUAUAAAUAUUUAUACAGUCUCUGGCAAUCUGUUGCCAUUUAAAAAUCAAUGGACUCACUUGUCAAUCUGUGCAUAACGUCACUGGGGAAGAUUUUCAUUUACACAUACAGUAAACAUUUUGCAUACUUUAAACACUGCCAUAAGUUGAAGACACACUCUUCUGUCCCACAUUUACAUAAAAUACCCUUGCUAAAUAUGAAAUACCUCUUGACUUGACCAUCUUCGGAACAGCAGCUUUCAUUGUUCCAAAAUAGGUAGCUAAUUGACUUUAGUUUAAAAAUUUCCAUUAAUGCUGAAGCGUUCCCCCCCAAUUUAGAUACAUCUGAUUUCCCCUGUAUUUAGGAAGCUGAUGUAUCCAUCACACUCAUGGGGGAGGGAAUGGUAUUAGGUACAUUCAGCUAUUAUUACUACAGCAAAGCCCAGAAGGGUGUCAUCAGGCAACUUUAAAUUAGCAUCUUCAGCAUGUAGUUAUAUAGUUCAGCUUUGCUGUUUCACA
This is a messenger RNA of Heteronotia binoei (common prickly gecko), 3437 nucleotides long. Its product is annotated as WD repeat-containing protein 64-like. The record is from RefSeq and is a predicted model, not a curated record. The coding region runs from base 39 to 2645 and encodes 868 amino acids. NCBI's taxonomy places the organism in Eukaryota, Metazoa, Chordata, Lepidosauria, Squamata, Gekkonidae. The transcript is spliced from 25 exons. Gene Ontology annotation, molecular function: protein binding.